CAUGGCUAGUGACCUGCAGGAUGUGGCACUUGGCCUUGUGGAACCUCACGCCUUUGUCCUUGGCCUAUUGAUUGCAUCUGUCCAAGUCUCACUGCAGAGCCUUCCCGUCCUCUAGCAGAUCCACAUUCCCACCCAACUGGGCAUCUGCAAAUUCACUCAGGGUGCUCUCAAUCCCCACCUCCAGAUCGUCAAUAAAGAUGUUAACCAGGACCAGCCCCAAAACAGAGCCCUGGUGAACACAUUUCAAUGCUCUGCAGUUGGAGGCUGCAAUGCCCCCACAACAGAAAGAGCUGCCAUCCCUUGGCACUGGCCACACACACAGGUGCAGGAAAAAACCUUUUACUAGGUGAAUAUGGCUGACAGAACUGACUUUCAGGCACACACUCCCUUUCCCUAAUGACCCUGAACUCUAUAAAAGGUAUUUCACCUUCCAGCUCUUUGCACCAUUGGAUCCUCAGACCAUCAGAGCUCCACCAGCCUCUCUUAUCCUUUUGCACCUUCUCCCCACUCAAGCUGAUGAGCAGCUUCUGUAAGAAAAAAUGCAGUUCUGUUGCCAGUGAGGUGAGCCAAUUUGCAAAUGCGACUUACCCUGCCAAAAACAGCUACUGCCUUUUUCUUUCAGAGGGUGACUCCCUCUACCUUCCAGAAGAUGUCUCUCACCACCAAGCAGAGGCUGGCCAGAGCUAAGAAGCUGAGUCUGCCUCAGAUUGUCCAGCCUCAAGACAAGCGUGAGACCUGUCAUCACAAGGUGGUGUUUCAGAAGUACACUCCAGUGAGGUCUGUGAAGUGCCCAUGGUUCCAAGGAACAGGGACAAGGUUCCUCAGCUGGUGAAGGUCACCUUGGAGAGCCACCUUAUUUCCAGCUGGUAGGGCCCAGUGGUAUGUACUGCAAGGUGCCACCAGGCCUCUAUACGACUGUCUGCAUCCUCUUCACCCCUGGGCAGAACAAGGAUUAUUCCCACCAGCUCGUCUGCACCACUGAAAGGGAAGAGUUCAUUGUGCCAAUUUGGGCUAUUGGUGCCCAAGCUAUCCUGGACUUCCGUGACCAGCUGGACUUUUUGGGGUGUCCGGUCAAGUACAGCACCAGAGGACUCUGCUGGUUCACACUGUUGGUAACCGGGCAGCUUGUUACCAGCUGAGCACCCAGAGCACAGAGAUGGAGUAAUGGCUGCUUUAACCUAACAGACUGGAUUUAUUGGAAUAGUUAAUGCCAUUUGACUUCAGCUGUUACACCACCACUAAAAACUUUGUCAAUAAGGAGAACUGAUGCCUGAUGAAAGUAAGCAACAUGCAAAUGAUCCUUGAGCCUCAUUGCAGAGAGCUGGACACAGAGUAUGGGGGACAUGAGCCCCGGGAGCUCUGGGCAUCGGUGACACCAUGCAGGUGACAGUGGGAUUUCUGCCACUAUAGACUGGUGACCAUUCCAGGUCCCUUGUCAUGCUGGGACACUACUACAACACAGGUGAAGACACCCACACAAGCCUUCAUGGAAGAGCUGUGGAUGUCCCCAUCAGGCUGGACAGGAAUACUGUGACAGCUGAGAAGACAUACAUCACACUGUCACACCACGCAGCUGUGCUCAUCCACAACCAGAGUGAUAUCACAGCCCACUUCCAGUGGAAGCCUGUUGAUACUCAGGGAAGGGAGGAUCAGCUGAAGCUGAGUGACUGCAGGCUGUGUCAGGAGGAAAAGGACAAGUCUUCUGAUUUUCUGAAGGAGUGCAGAGUUGACACUACUUGCCAAGUACACUUUGCUCUUCCCACCUGCAGCCUCCAGAGUGAAAGGGCAAAGGUGCAAGAAGAUCCCAUGCUGUUCUGCAGUGGCAUUUUCUCCCUUGAGCUGAAGGAGGGUGAGAUCAGGCCGAAUUGCUCGGCUGAAGUCAGCGUGUUCUUCACGCCCCAGGAAGCCCGGGUCUGUAAGUGAGCGGUUUACUGUGACAUCUCAGGUACAGCUGCUUCCCCUGCCUCUCUCACCGCGGUGAAGGUGAGGUGCAAAUACUCCCCCAGGUCACUGGGCUCCUGUGUGAUUGCUGGGAAGGGUCCAUGGUCAGCAGGUCAGUGCUGGCACAUGCCCACUGUCCCUGCAGCUUCCAGGGCAUCUCCUCUCUUUUGAUUUUUUCCCUCUCAGCUGUUCUGAAUGCUGCCUGUAUUUAGUGUGCUCUUCCUCCCAUGGGAGAAACAGUCUCUGAGAUGCACCCAGAAGGAAGAAGAACAAAAUUUUCUGGCAUUUCCUACAGUUCCACUAUUUCCAAAGUUCCACGUGAUUUCCAAAUGGCCUUACUCAUAAUAGACCUCAUUUACUUUUCUUACUGGUCUGUGACUCCAUUAUUUCUUUACUGUUCUGGAUUACAGACAUUAAGCAGAAAAAAUUAUUAUUUAAAAAAGCCACUAUGCCUAUUUCUAUAGCUGUAUGAUGGGAAUGACCUGUUUUCUUCUCCAGUGGAACUGCUGACCUUGUGAACUGAGCUGAGGAUAAAGAAAUUGAAUCAUCAUUAUAUUCUGUAGAAUGUGUGCCUUGAGAAGUUCAGUCCUGAAAUUCUUUCUGAAACUGGGACGCUCUUUGAAAAACCUACUGAGUGAUAAGAACCUUGAGGAUUGCCAUUGGCACAGCUCAUUUACCAAUAAAGAAGGGAAAAGAAUGUUCUAUGUGAAGAAAUCUGUGAAGGCUGAGCUCUCUACCCAGGCAUGGUGCCAAUUUCAUGAGAUCCUGCACAGUUUUCUCACAGAUUAAGCUUUUCAGGACAGAGAACUGGAUUCUGUCCACCUCUGUUGAGCACCUGGAGCUUUUAUAGACAGCCUUAACCACUACCUGAAAUCCUACCAUGUCCCUUGCCACUGGAAUUGGAUAGCUAAUACUCUAAACCCAUAUCAUGAAGUGAAUGACACCCUUAUGAUGAUCAUGGAUGACAGUCUGAUAGCAAACACGUUACCUUGGUGGUACUUUGGCCCAGAUGACACUGGGGAUUGUGGCAAACUCGUAGAGAGAAGACUCUUGGUCAGGUGUGAGAUGUAGGAAAUUGAUUAUGUGGACCAUUAUGACUAAACUUAUUGCUAAUUUAUUUCAGUAAAUCAAUUAAUUGUAAUAUUAAUAAAAUAUCAAAAUACAUAUUAAAAAUUAAUUAAUUAAUUAAUUAAUUUUGCUAAUUAAUACAGUAAAAAUGUAGGUGUUAGAAUGGUAGGUGCUGCUGCCUAUCUCUUGUCCCCAGCAAGCCUCUCCUGUGGAAAGACAAGCUGAGUGAACAUUCAGGCAACGCAGUCAAACCUCCACUCAACACUCAGCGCAACUGGCUCAGCAACAGAGGCAAGAAAGGCUCUUUCGUAAGGUUUUAUUCCAGCAGAAUAACACAGUAGCUGAAGGGAAACCCACGGGAAAGAGGAUGAACCACGUGCAGCAGGCAGCUUAAGAAGGGGAAGGGCUGGGCAGAGGGGACUGGCCUCCAGGGGAAGGGGGGUGGCCGCCAGGGGUGCCAAGCCAGUGACUGGGGAAGGAGAAACCAGAGGAAGUUGUAAAGCAAAAGUCCAUGGGGGAUUAUGUUUUUCCCUGCAGGAGGACUAACUCUAUGGUUAGUAGUGAUGUUUCCAGGGGUGGAGACUUGGAGAUUGACCAAGGGAAGAGAGUGUGUGGGAUACUACAAUACCGUAUCUACAUAUUGUCAGUGCAGUAUAAAAUAUAAGUAGGUCUAAAGGGCUAUAAUAUAAGCAGCUUUGGCUAGAAACCUGCACAUUUACAGUCUUUGGCACUGCAGAACUCACAGAGACAAAGCAACAAGCACCUAUGGAGCUACUUCAGGAUUUUAUCUCCAGACAUGACCGGAUCUUAGCUGGAUCUGCAGUCAGAGGCACCAGGAAGCCUGCUGGGGUGUGCAAGGAGCUCAAGAGACCCAGGGGGAGGGUGGCACCAUGUUGUUGCUUGGUCCUUACACGGGAUGCUAAUUGAAUAGAGGGUGUCAGUCCCUUAUCUAAGAACUUUCAUACCUUUCCCCUGACUGACAGUGGACUCAAAAGGUUGAUGCUGAAGAUGGUAGCAAACAGCAGCAGUGUAUUAAAGCCUUCUGCCUUUUCUCUGUGGCAAUCCCAUGAGCAGCACCACACAACACAGGCUCCUUCCUCUCACAGCACGACCUGCUAGCUCCAACAGCACCACCUCUGGGACGCAGAAGGGGGGGAAGUUUUACCAUUACAUUUUGGCAAGAGGCAAGGUUAGAGGGAUAGAGAGGUUACCUAACUACCAUAGCUACUUUUAAAAAAAAUAAUUAAAAAUUGGAGAUGAUUUAACAUGUACUGCUGUAAAAGCUGUAUUGCUAUGGCAGCUUUCUAAAAAAAGUAAUUACUGUAAGGCUCAUCACACGCAUAUUGACCUGUAAGCACUCAUAUGAUGUUCUUCAUGAAAAACAGAAACAUCUCCAAAUUUUUUGGUUUAUAUAAAAGUUUUACCAUCAAAUGAAGUUACCCCGGGACCCGUGUGCUGCUCUGUGUUUUAUACUGCGCCGUCACUGGUAGCUGGGAUUCAACGGGGCUCGAGGGGGAAUCUGCUGCCCCCCUCCUGUCAUCAGCUAGCCGGGAGGAGCGGCAGCAACCCCAUUUUAUUCAAUUUGCUUCCCAUAAACACUGCAAAUCAGUACUGUGGGUGAUCUACAAAGAUGCUGCUCUUAGAUUUAAAGUUACAUGCCAAUAUUUUAAGAACAUAGUCUAAGCUUUAAGGUCACUUCCUAUCCAAACCAUUCUGUGAGUCUGUGACCUUCAAUACAAGAUAUAUUCAAAUGUAAUAGAGUGGAGAGCAAGAGAGAUAGGCCAAUAAAUAACUAUCAUGGGACACUCUAAAUGAUUACAGAUCCCAGGACCUGAAGAAGUAAAUAUGCCUAAAAUAAUGAUUCUGUUGCUAGCCAGAGAACAAUGGAUUCCCUGCAGCAGGUUCUGACAAACAGGAUGAUUAUUCCUCAUUAAUGUUUCAUUAUUACUUAGAUAUUUUCCUUCCUAGUAAUUGUAUUUAUAUUUUGAAGAACAAACAAAACCCACACUGAGUCUGAAAUGCUAAGUAACAGGCAAUUAUAUAACACAAUACAUUUAAUUAACAUCACAAAUCAUAAAGAAAUGUAUGUUGAAACUAGAAUCACAUACAUUGACCAUUCUGACUACAGAAUUCUGCAAGGGUUCAGAACCAAAUGAAAUUCCUUUUUUCUCUUAUUUCUCCAAGAGAAGAAUUAUUGCCUCCUUAUGGAGAAGAGCCAGACUUCAUGGAGACUGAGAUGAUUGAUUUACAAUAUGAGGGGGGUGUGAAAUACGCCAAUCACUUGUUUUAAAAGUUUUAAACAUUUAAUGGUAAUAAAUUAGUUAUAAAAAUAGUAAUACAAAUUAGAGCAAUAAGAAUUUGGACAAUCAGAGUUAGGACAAUAAAGGACAAUAAAAGUAAAUAAUAUGAACUUUGGAUAUGAAAAUAAAUAAAAAAAGGCAAAUAAUAUGAAGUUCAGAUACUUUUCUCAAAAAAAGCAUGACUUGCUAACAAAGGAUUGACUCUUAAAAGCAAUGGCCUGUUGCAUAUUCAUACAUCUCAUACAUGAUUCAAAAACUUUUCAAACAAAGGGUGUUUUCUGGUUAUGGUCAACUUCCCCCCCUUCAUCUUGUAAAUCAUGAUCAGACUCCAAGGAGCCUGCAAGGAGACUAGUUCUUCACGAUAAGGAGGAAUUAUUCUUUCUCUUUGGGAUUUUAGCAUCUUGUUGCUGUUAUCUCUGUGUGAAGAAUUUCUUGAUUAUCUCAUCUCUUUCUUGAGCUAGUUUAAAAGUAUCUUACAUCACAUAGUUUCUAUUUUAACAUUAUGUUAUAACCUAAAACUAUAUUUAACACACUACUUAAGAGAAUUAAUACAGCAUAACUUUCUAACAUGUUAUAGAUAUGGGUAGUAAUUUGUGGGAAUAAAGGGUAUAUCAAAAUAUAUAUGUAUAAAAUUAACUAUUGGUGUAUAAAGGUGGGGGAGAUUCCUUCCCCAGGAUGGCGAAACCGCGGCAGAUGGACAGAGAGGCACCACUGCAUUUGCAUUCGAAGGAAACGCUGGCUGCACAGGAGAUGGGCAUUCACAAGGACCUGCACCCAGUGACGCCAAAGUGAUGAUGGCCCAGACAGACACCUAUCUGAGAGGAGCAGGGCCAUCAACACCUUCCAUCUGAAUGCCAGAUUCCAGGAAUCGAGGAAACUUAUUAUUCUAUUCCCAGACGGAGGUUUUGUGCAGCCCAAGCCAGAGAAAGAAACCAACAUGAAUAUGAAGAACUCAGAAAGAAACAAAGACACUCUGCUGUGGGCAAAAUAAACCGUAUAAGAACUGCUGCCUCGGAGCAGCCAGUGUGGAUGGGGAAGAAUUGGUACUAGCGAGGCCAAUCUCAUGUUCACCCGCAUCACCGUCCGGGGGUGGUGCGCUGCCCGAUUUGGUUGGUGGCUGUCGAGACUGUAUUACGGUUGCGGAAUAAAUUUUACUUUUUAUAUUUUUAUUAAAAUUGACUAUUUUUCAUUUUUCAUCUCUAACAAUUUGGUGACCAGUCCGACGUGAUAUCUCAUAAGGAUUCCAGGGUCCCCUCUUGAGGUCCGGGCGGCGGCCCGCUGAUUUCAGCGGCCGGACAAGACUGGGUAAACCCAUCGGAACCAAUCAGAUAAAAUCAAACUUUUCUGUAGCCAGAAAGUUAGCCACAACCAAACGGUGGAACGGGCCAAGAGCUCUCGAGGAUGGAGGUAGCUCUCCGUGGAAGCCGGCUGUUUUUACCCGUAAAAACAACGUGCACGA
Molecule: messenger RNA, 6768 nt
Organism: Passer domesticus (house sparrow)
Lineage: Eukaryota; Metazoa; Chordata; Aves; Passeriformes; Passeridae
Product: hydrocephalus-inducing protein homolog
Exons: 11
Coding region: 1438-1923 (161 amino acids)
Biological process (GO): cilium movement; axonemal central apparatus assembly
Cellular component (GO): axoneme
Source: RefSeq, a predicted model, not a curated record